CUCUCUGUGCUUCCGGUUAUACGAGCAUGCUGUCUUUUCUAGUAUUAUGGGUCACGAUGUUAUGAAUUUUGUGUCUCAUCGGGCAAGUGCAACAGUCCGCCUCACAGGGAUAACACAGGAGGAAGCAACACAGUAUGAAGCGCAUUUGGCACAAAAGUUUGGGCUCUUUACGUUGCACACCAGUUUCUGUGCAAUGCUUCAUCGGUAGAUCUGCAUCAACGAACAUUUGGCCCUCAACGAAAAGCACGGACUGGAAUCGUGCAGUGUCCAACGCUGAGAAAAUAGUGGGAUACCCAACUUCUUACUUUAGCUUACGGUGCCUUUUAAAUGACGAAACGUCCAACAUAGCAUUUCACGUUCGAAAACUAAUCGGUACAAACCAUCCGGUGCUCAAGACAGCAAAGCGGCUCAUCUACAAUGGUCGAACCAAUAUUCAAACCCGAGGCCUCAUCGUCCUGUUGCUCUCCAAAGCAUCCGGUCAUCCGCGAAAGGCGGGACUGGAAGAGGAGCGCGUCGCGGGGAUCACCCAGCGGCAGCGCUCUCUCGCGGAAAUCACGGAAAUGAUCCACACAGCGCACUUGAUCCACCGUGGGAUCCUGAACUUGUCCAACGACCUCUUUCCAGACGCAACAACCCUGAAGGACCUCCAGUUCGGCAAUAAGAUUUCCGUACUCACUGGAGACUACCUAAUUGCCAAUGCGAGCAAAUUCUUGACUGACCUCAAGAACUGUAAGGUCGUGGACUUGGUUGCCACGGCGAUCGGAGACUUCAUGCAGUCAGAAUUCAUCGGGGACCACGACCAGCAGGGUCACCCCAUCCCGUAUCCUGGCAUGACCAUUCAGAACUGGGAAGAGAAGAAUUAUCUGUCCACAGGAUCACUCAUGUCUAACAGCUGCCAGGCAACACUGGAGCUGGCGGGCCACGAGGAAAAGUUCCAGGAGCUCGGAUUCGAGUUUGGGAAAAGCAUUGGGCUCGCUUGGCAGGUUCAUUCUGAUCUACAGCCUUUCGUAGACACGUACAGGAACCCACCCGGAUUGCCCUUCAGCCUUAUGUCAGCUCCUGUGAUACUGCAACUUGAGAACGACUCUAGCUUGCUCAAAGAGAUCAACUACUGCCGCGACAACCUUGAAAAGCUGGACUACCUCAAGUUGCACACGUGUAUAAUGAACGGCGAUGGCGUGGAGAAGGCCAAAGCCCUCUUGGAAUCCUACACGUCGAGAGCCCUUGCCGUUCUCAACAGGAUUCCUCCGUCGGAAGCAACGACGGCCCUGCGGAACAUCAUUCAAGCACUUAGGGAGUGAAUGUUGUUACUGGCACGACUGUUGAAGCAUCGGGUCACUGUUAGGUCAUCAUCACUAGGAUAUAUAUAUAUCGCCCAGUUAUGUACAUUUACAGAAUAUAGUAAAUUAUUUUUUACCGCACA
Ornithodoros turicata is the source of this 1423-nucleotide messenger RNA. RefSeq names its product all trans-polyprenyl-diphosphate synthase PDSS2-like. Gene Ontology annotation, cellular component: mitochondrion; transferase complex. Gene Ontology annotation, molecular function: prenyltransferase activity. The transcript is spliced from 5 exons. NCBI's taxonomy places the organism in Eukaryota, Metazoa, Arthropoda, Arachnida, Ixodida, Argasidae. Gene Ontology annotation, biological process: ubiquinone biosynthetic process; isoprenoid biosynthetic process. The coding region runs from base 135 to 1301 and encodes 388 amino acids. The record is from RefSeq and is a predicted model, not a curated record.